AUGUCCAUGUCUCGCUUUGCCUGGUCCUCCACUCUGUGGCCCUCCUCAGCUGUCAGUCUGCUAUUUUUCAGUGUUUUGGGCGGACAGCUGGGGCUAGAGGUGGUUAAGGCGGCAUUGUGCUCCCACUGGGGUGCAGCAAGCGAGAAAAGCCUCUCCCAGGAUGGUGAUGUGAUUAUUGGAGGACUUUUUAACCUUUAUCACAUACCUUCAGCUGUCGAGCAGGGCUUCACCGAACAACCGCAUUAUGAGCCUUGCACAGGGUAAAAAUCGAUCACUAUGACUGCUUUGAAAUGAAUUACUGCAAGGUCAUUGGGUCAAAUUAUUUUAUUUUUCAAUCUAUUUUGGGUCUUUUUUUUUCUCAAAUUGUUUAACCAGAAAGUAAUUUAAUGUUUCUAAUGACUACAUAGAAUUAUCAUAGGUCCACAAGAAACAUAGUUAUGGUUUUACAUGUUUGUGCUCCAUGACCUUAUCAUGAUGUACUUUUUCUCUCUCCUUUUUCUGCGGUUUUAGUUUAGAACUAGAGCCAUUAAAAUACUCCUACGCCAUGGUGUUUGCAGUGGAGGAAAUCAAUCGUAACAAAGCCCUGCUACCAGGAGUGAAACUGGGUUACCGUAUCCUUGAUACUUGUCUCCUAUACCCCUGGGCACUGCAGGGUGCAAUGUCACUUGUAGGGGGAGACUCACAGAGCUGUAAUCUGACAGCUCUGACAGCGAGAUCAGGUACAUGAUUUGAUUAAGUAUGCUGCCGCAUGUAAUAUGCAUUGUCCAUUUUAAAUAUGCGUGAAAGGGCUUCUCGAGUAAUCAUAUGCCAAAUACUACCAGGAGGUGGUAAGCCUGUUCCUCUGCUCAUUGCUGCUGCAUCAUCUACAACAGGCAUAAUCAUGUCCAGCACCCUGGGGCCUCUGUCUGUGCCAAUUGUGAGUCUCAUCGCCUCGUAAAUAAAUCCCUCUAUAAGUCUGUGAUCUGAUCAGUCAAUACGAAACAGUAGAUUAAGGAUUAAAAUGGUGUUAUUCAUGUAACGGUUGAGUUAUUAUGAUAAUUUCAUGACUUUAUUUUAGAUCAGCUACUUGGCGAGCUGUCCCUGUCUCAGUGACAGAAGGAAAUACCCAAAUUUCUUCAGAACAAUACCAAGUGAUGUUUACCAAGCUUGGGCUAUGGCACAGCUGGUCUUACGUUUCCGGUGGACCUGGAUCGGAGCCGUGAUAUCAAACAAUGAUUAUGGUCAUCUGGCAAUACAGGUGUAUGUUUUUGUUAUAGUAGUGCAUGGCCUAAAACACUCAGUAUAAAUCAUAUUUUACAAACACAAAUGAAAACUGUGUUUGACUUCUACGUUUCAGGUGUUUCAGAAAGAGAUCGAGGGGAAAGAAGUGUGUUUGGACUUCAUCGAGACCCUCAAGACAGAAACUAUUCGGACCGAUGCCGAACGUGCAGCGCUCACGAUUCAAGCUUCAACUGCAAGAGUGAUUGUGAUCUUUUGCUGGUACAUUGAAGUGAGGAAACUACUUCAGGAGCUGGCCAAGAGAAAUGUGAGCAGAUGGCAAGAUAACGUCAGUAAAAUUAAGUGUUUUCAUACUGAACAAAGAUAUGUAUUUUCAAAAAAACAAAAUGUCAUUCAUAGGUGACUGACAGGCAGUUUCUGGCUAGUGAAGCAUGGAGCACCAGUAAUGACAUUAUGCAAGAUGAAACCAUCUCCAAAGUUGCAGGUGGUGUUCUUGGUGUGGCAAUUUGGAGUUCAGCUAUUCCCGGAUUUGAAAGUUAUCUAAAGAGUUUGCACCCAAUGCGUCACCCUGAAGAUGUUUUCUUGAGGGAAUUUUGGCAAAAACAGUUUGGAUGUAAUCCUCUUUCCGCUGAUUCCUCUUCUCCUUUUAAGACAAAGUCUGUCCGUCCAUCAAAUGUUACCAAAUCUGCUCCUAACAAGCCUCCUUGGAAAAGUUCUCUGCCACCCUGCAGCGGCACAGAGUCCCUGGAGAGGGUGCAGAAUCACUUUACUGACACUUCCCAGCUAAGGGUGGCGUAUAAUGUCUACCUUGCUGUUUACGCUGCUGCCCACGCCCUCCACAGCCUCCUCUCAUGCCCUGAGAGAGACAGGCCAAGCAGAAAGUACACCCUCACCUGCAUCUCUUCUGGAGACAUCAAACCCAAAGAGGUAAACAUGAUUAUCAACUUUGUUUCUUCCACAGGAGUUGAUGACAAUGCAAUCUCUUAACUGUGCAACCUACAGAUUAAAGUAAAAUGAAAUUAUGCUUUCAGCUUUUGCAGCAUUUAAACAAAGUGAAUGUCACCACACCACAAGGGGAAAGCUUUUACUUCCAGGGUGCCGACAUCCCAGCAAAGUACGAUCUUGUCAACUGGCAGAAACCCCCGGAGGGAUCACUCAGGCUUGUCUUGGUUGGCCAUGUAGACGGCUUUAACCUUCACCUGAAUGAGUCAACUAUUCAGUGGAACACAGGAUCCAGUCAGGUUUUCACAUCAACAAGUUGACUCUUUCACUGCUUGCAUAUUAACACAAUUGCUUAAAAUGAGUAUAUCUAUGAAGGCUUAAUGAUUCAUUCAACAGGUACCUGUGUCAGUGUGCAGUGAGAGCUGUCCACCUGGUACCAGAAAGGCCAACAGGAAAGGAGAGCCUCUCUGCUGCUUUGACUGUUUUCCAUGUGCUGAAGGAGAGAUAAGCAAUAAAACUGGUGAGGAGAUCUGUACAAUUAGAUUACAGAGGCUUAUGUUACAAACCCUCCAUGGCUCCUUUAUUCUUCAUAAGCUUUUGUCUUGAUCAGGUUCACCUCAUUGUGAGCGAUGCCCACCUGAGUUCUGGUCCAACCCUGAACGAACUGCCUGCAUCCCUCGUCAGCUGGACUUCCUUUCCUUUAAUGAAACUUUGGGCAUCACUCUGACUACAGCAGCUGUUUCUGGUUUUGUGGUGACUUCAGCUGUGUUUGUGGUCUUCCUUUACUACCGUCACACACCUGUGGUAAGAAUCCUGUAUAAUGUCAUAAAAAAAACUCUGUAUAUAUAAAUUCUGAAAUUUUUCUACAUUCUUCCUUCUAUUUUUAGGUGCGAGCCAACAAUUCAGAGCUGAGCUUCCUGCUCCUUCUGUCUCUGAAGCUCUGCUUCUUGUGCUCUCUGGUGUUCAUUGGUCGUCCAUCAGUCUGGUCCUGUCGCUUCCAGCAGGCGGCCUUUGGGAUCAGCUUUGUACUCUGUGUUUCCUGCCUUCUUGUCAAAACUCUUGUAGUUCUGGCAGCUUUCCGCUCAGCUCGGCCUGGUGCUGAAGGCUUGAUGAAGUGGUUUGGUCCGGGUCAACAGAGAGGAAGUGUCUUCAUCUUUACCUGUAUACAGGUGAUGACCUUCAUUAAGCAAAACAUUAUGUCAUUGGAUACAGAACAAUCAUUAAAUUACUGUCACCUUUCACGCAGGUUAUUAUCUGCACCACAUGGCUGUCCUUAAGUCCACCAGAGCCUCGACGUGAUCUGGGUUUCCAAGGUUCAAAGGUGACCCUUGAGUGUGCCAUGGCUUCUGUGGUGGGCUUCUCUCUGGUUCUGGGCUACAUCGGUCUGCUGGCCUGCACUUGCCUCCUCUUGGCCUUUCUGGCUCGAAAACUACCGGACAACUUCAACGAGGCCAAACUGAUCACCUUCAGCAUGUUGAUCUUCUGCGCUGUCUGGGUGGCUUUUGUUCCUGCUUACGUCAGCUCUCCUGGAAAAUAUGUUGUUGCCGUGGAAAUCUUUGCGAUCCUGGCCUCUAGCUAUGGUCUACUGCUCUGCAUCUUUGCCCCUAAAUGUUUCAUUAUUCUUUUGAGGCCUGAGAUCAACACUAAGAAACAUAUAAUGGGAAGAUAG
Molecule: messenger RNA, 3829 nt
Organism: Xyrichtys novacula (pearly razorfish)
Lineage: Eukaryota; Metazoa; Chordata; Actinopteri; Labriformes; Labridae
Source: the annotation of a GenBank genome assembly